Cebus imitator (Panamanian white-faced capuchin) is the source of this 3965-nucleotide messenger RNA. Its product is annotated as nuclear autoantigen Sp-100. Gene Ontology annotation, biological process: regulation of transcription by RNA polymerase II. The record is from RefSeq and is a predicted model, not a curated record. Gene Ontology annotation, molecular function: DNA binding; protein binding; DNA-binding transcription factor activity, RNA polymerase II-specific. Bases 124 to 2772 code for a protein of 882 amino acids. The transcript has 29 exons. Gene Ontology annotation, cellular component: nucleus. Lineage: Eukaryota; Metazoa; Chordata; Mammalia; Primates; Cebidae.
CUCAGUCAGUCUGUCGGCCAACUUCCUGCUUGGGGCCUGAGCAGCCACACUCCAGGCAAGCUGGGCUGACUGAGGGGCUCAGAGGCCAGGUUUUGAGGCCCAGGGAGGGCCUAGGGUGGGAAGAUGGCAGGCGGGGACAGCGACCUGAGCACCCGGGUGUUAACAGAAGACGAGGAUGUAGAUGAGAGGCUUCUCUGUGACACUCUAUUCAAGCACUUCAAAAGAUAUAAGGUGGAGAUUUCAAAUGCAAUAAAAAAGACAUUUCCAUUCCUUGAGGGCCUCCAUGACCGUGAACUCAUCACAGAUAAAAUGUUUGAAGAUUCUCAAGAUUCUUGUAGAAACCUGGUCCCUGUACAAAGAGUGGUGUACAAUGUCCUCAGUGAACUGGAGAAGACAUUUAACCUGUCAGUUCUGGAUGCGCUAUUCAGUGACGUCAACUUGCAGGAAUACCCUGAUUUAAUUCACAUUUAUAAAAGCUUCGAAAAUGUGAUCCAAGACAAGUUGCGUUUACAAGAAAGUGAGGGAGAAGAGAGGGAGGAGAGGCCUGACAUGCAACUUAGUCUUGAACAAGGAACUGGUGAAAACCCUUUUCGAAGCCUGACCUGGACACGUUCGGGUUCCCCGUCUUACGAUGGUACAACCCCACCUGAAAACGGACUCUCAGAGCACCCCUGUGAAACAGAACAGAUAUAUGCAAAGAGAAAAGAUACAACCAGUGACAAAAAUGAUGCACUAGGAAGCCAACAAACAAAUAAACAAUAUGCCCAAAAGGCUGAGCCAGCAGAGUCCUGCAAACAAGCCGCUGUCCAAGUGAAUAAUGGAGAUGCUGGAAGGGAGACGCCCAGCCCAUUGCCCUGUGAUGAAGAAAGGUCACAGCUACUCAACCACGGAGUCCAAAUUAAUUCCUGUUCUGUGCGACUGGUGGAUAUAAAGAAGGAAAAGCCGUUUUUUAAUUCAAAAGUUGAGCGCCAAGCCAAAGCAAGGACUGAUCAUAACCAGGUGUCUGACAUAAUAGUCAUCAGCAGUGAGGACUCUGAAGGAUCCAGUGACGUUGAUGAGCCCGUAGAAGUCUGCAUCUCAGCACUGAAAAGUGAGCCUGUGGUCAAUAAUGACAACCCUUUAGAAGCAAGUGAGGAAGAGGAGGACCAACAAGCCACUUGCUCACGACCUCAGAUUGUAUCAGACCCCAUGGAUUUCAGAAAAUCAUCUAUAUUCAGAGAAAGCUCUAGGAAAAGAGUGAUAGGACAAGACCAUGACUCUUCAGAAUCCAGUGAGGAGGAGGAAAUUCCAAAAGUCUUAAUCAGGGCACUGCACGGCAAGAAGGAUCCUAUGACUUCUGGAAGUACAUCUACUUGGAGAAUAUACAACAAGAAGAGACGUUUCAGCAGCACUGACUUUUCAGAGCUGAGUAAUGGAGAAGAGCCCCAGGAAACCUGCAGCUCACCCCUAAGAAGUGGGUCAGGAUCAGAGCUACAAGAACCUGAAAAUGAGAAGUGCCCCUGUGUCAUGUGUUUUCCAAAAGGUGUGCCAAGAAGCCAAGAAGCAAGGCCUGAAAGUAGCCAAGCAUCUGGCAUGAUGGAUACCAUGGAUGUUGAAAACAAUUCUACUUUGGAAAAACACAGUGGGAAAAGAAGAAAAAAGAGAAGACACACAUUUAAAGCAAAUGGUCUCCAAAAAGGGAGAAAAAGAGGCAGACCUAGAAAACACUUAACUGGGAAAAAAAAAGUCCUACAGACAAGACGGCAUCCAAAAGGAAGAAAAGCCAACACUAGACCUUUGAAAAGAAGAAGAAGAGCUCCAAGAAUUCCCAGAGAUAAAAAUAUUGAUUUUGAACAACCUGAACUUCCUGUGACCUGUGGUAAGGUGAAGGGCACUCUACAUAAGGAGCGAUUCAAACAAGGAACCUCAAAGAAGUGUAUACAGACUGAGGAUAAAAGGUGGUUCACUCCCAGGGAAUUUGAAAUUAAAGGAGGCCACGAAGCAUCCAAGAAUUGGAAGCUAAGCAUACGCUGUGGUGGAUACACCCUGAAAUCCCUGAUGGAGAAACGACGUCUGCCAGAACCACCAACCACAAGAAAAAAGCAGAGAAUACUGAAGUCUCACAACAAUACCUUAGUUGACCCUUGUCAUGCUCAGUCUCAGUUGGAGUGUGUUGCUGUGUGUGAUGAGCAAAGAAUACCAGAUGCAUCACCAGAUACAAGCCAGCCGGGAAAUUCAAAUAUUUGUAAGGUGUGCAACAAAGGAGGAACGCUGUUUUGCUGUGACACUUGCCCACGAUCCUUUCAUGAACACUGCCACAUCCCGCCUGUGGAAGCUAAUAAGGACCCGUGGAGUUGCAUCUUCUGCAGGAUAAAGGCUAUUCAGGAAAGAUGCCCAGAAAGCCAAGCAUGGCAUCAGGAAUCUGAAGUCCUGAUGAGGGAGAUGCUGCCCGAGGAGCAGUUGAAAUGUGAAUUCCUUCUCUUGAAGGUCUACUCUGAUUCAAAAAGCCCCUUUUUUGCCUCAAAACCAUAUUAUCAGAACAGAGAGGGGUCUUGGGGCCCACAGAAGCCCAUGUGGUUAAACAAAGUCAAGAGAAGACUGAAUGAGCAGGUGUACUCCCGAGUGGAGGAGUUCGUGCAGGAUAUGCGUCUCAUCUUUCAUAAUCACAAGGAAUUUUACAGCGAAGAUAAAUUCAUCACACUGGGAAUUCAAGUACAGGACACCUUUGAGAAGAAUUUCAAAAACAUUUUUGCAAUUCAGGAAACAAGCAAGAACAUUAUAAUGUUCAUUUAGCUCAUUCUUAUCUCAUUCCUUCAGACCCUCCUGCAGCUAGCUACCCAGUGUGCUUGUGGUCCCACUAAACGGACUACUCCUGUGGAAACUCCACAUCACACUUCUUCUCCAAAGUUUUUCAUUGCCAUUUUAAAACAGUCGCAUCAGCUUUUAAUAAAAUUCAACACCCCUUCAUGUUAAAAAUUCUCAAUAAGCUGGGUAUUGAGGGAACAAAUAAUAAGAGCAUUUAUGACAAACCCACAGCCAACAUUAUACAAAUGCACAAAAGACAGAAGAGUUCCCCUUGAAAACAGGUACAAGACGAGGAUUCCCUCUCUCACCGCUCCUAGUCAACAUUGUAUUGGAAGUCUUAGAGCAGCCAGGAAGCAGAAAGAAAUAAGGGCAUCCAAAUAGGCAAAGAGGAAGUCAAACUUUCCCUGUUUGCAGACAACAUUGAUUCUAUAUCUAGAAAGCCCCCAAGUCUCAGCCCAAAAGCUCCUUCAGCUGAUAAACAACUUCAGAGAAGUUUCAGGAUACAAAAUCAGUAUACAAAAAUUACUAGCGUUCCUAUACACCAACAACAGCCAAGCCAAGAGCCAAAUCAGGAGUGUGAUCCCAUUCACAACUGCCAUAAAAAGAAUAAAACACCUAGGAAUACAGCUAACCUGAAAGGUAAAAGAUCUCUACAAUGAGAAUUACAAAACACUGCUCAAAGAAAUCGGAGAUGACACAAACAAAUGUAAAAACAUCCCAUGCUUAUGGGUAGAAAGAAUCAAUAUCAUUAAAAUGACCAUAUUGCCCAAAGCAGUUUAUAGAUUCAAUGUUAUUCCUAUCAAACCACCAAUGACAUUCUUCACAGAACUAGAUAAAACUAUUUUAAAAUUCAUAUGGAACCAAAACAGAGCCCAAAUAGUCAAGGCAAUCCUAAGCAAAGAGAACAAAUCUGGAGGCAUCACAUUACCCAACUUCAAACUAUAUUACAGGGCUUCAGCAACCAAAACAGCAUGGUACUGGUACCAGAAAAAGGCACAUAGACCAAUGGAACCUAACGAAGAGCACAGAAAUAAGACCACACACCUACAAUCAUCUGAUCUUUGACAAAGUUGACAAAAACAAGCAAUGGGGAAAAGUCUCCCUAUUCUAUAAAUGGUGCUGCCAUAACUGGCUAGCCAUAUGUAGAAGAUUGAACCUGGACCCCUUCCCUACACUAUAUA